Molecule: messenger RNA, 3117 nt
Organism: Colletotrichum lupini
Lineage: Eukaryota; Fungi; Ascomycota; Sordariomycetes; Glomerellales; Glomerellaceae
Product: alpha-ketoglutarate-dependent 2
Exons: 7
Coding region: 1-3117 (1038 amino acids)
Molecular function (GO): oxidoreductase activity
Source: RefSeq, a predicted model, not a curated record
AUGCCACUCACCAUCGAACCCCUCCAUCGCACCUUCGCAGCAGAGAUCCGCGGGGUAGACUUCUCCAAGCCGUUGACAGAAGACGUCUUCCAAGAAAUCCAAGCUGCCAUCACAAAGUAUGGAGUCCUAGUAUUCCCAGCAACAGGCCUAGACGACAAAGGGCACGUCGCCUUCGCCAGCCUCUUCGGCGAACUCGGACGCCGCAAAGACACCGGCGGGCCUUCGCGGAUGAGUCUGCCCGAGUUGACAGACCAGGGUAACGUCGACGCCACCGGCAACGUCAUCAGUUCUCAAGAUCCGCGUGCUCAGAUCAGCAAGGGAAAUACGCUCUUCCAUGUCGACAGCAGCUUCAACGCCCAGAGAGCAAGCUACUCAAUCCUCUUGGCCCACGAGAUUCCCCCUUUGGAGGCGGGUGGCAAUACCGACUUCGCCGAUACGCGGGCGGCGUGGGAUGGGCUCCCCGAGGAGUGGAAGCAGGAACUCAUUUCCAAGGAUUAUGUCGCCGGCCAUUCGUUCUGGUAUUCCCGCAAAAAGGCGUGUCCAGACUUCUUUACGAAGCUCGAGCCGGCGAAGCAUCCAAUGUCUAAACACAAGAUCGCCCAGCUCCAUGCGGCGAGCGGGAAGAUGAACCUGUUUGUGCCGUCGCACUGUCACCACAUCGAAGGUCUCGAUGGUGAUGAAGGGAGGGAGAAGCUGGAGUACCUUUACCGCCACGCCACGCAGGACAAGUUUAUGGUUUCUGUUCCGUGGAAGCAAGUGGGUGAUUUGGUCAUGUGGGAUAACACUUGUACUCUCCAUCGAGGGACGCCAGUGGUCGGAGGCCAUAGGAGGGAUAUGAGGAGGGCGACGGUGCUGGAUGGCAGCCAGGAGGCUUGGGGCCUGAACGAGAAGGUAGAGAGGGACUUUGCGUUUGCGGGCGAAGUUAUGGCCGACGUGUUUCGAUGUGAAGGUAACUCUCAACGGGACUGUUUUCAAUCAGCAAAGUGCCCAUUUUUCACCCAACCAGUCUUUGAUAUCAAAGACUUUGCAGCAACCCAGGCUGCGGAUAUGCCAACUCCAUUCGACGCAGCCUGCUCUAUUCUAACAAAGCAAUGCCCUGCCUUCUUGAUUCGAGGAUUGCUUCCUUGUCAUUCUUUUGCCGGGUCUCUCCAAUACUUCAAGACUGUGUCCCCGCCUCCCGUCCAAUGGCCCAAAGGGGGUUGUUUCCUCUUGUUUUCGAGGCAUCGCGAUGAAGAAGGAGGCAGACUCGGCCCGGAACGGAAGCAAAGCAGAGAAGGACCCCCAAGGCACCUCGCCCUUUCUCUCAAACUUCACCUGGCGUUUCCUCCUUGCCUCUUCGUCACUCUAGAAUUUCAUCAUUCCAUCUUCGGCGCACCUCAAACGCCUUUCACUCUUCCCCCAUCAUCAACAACUUCCUCUACUCUCUUUUCCUCAAUCCUCCAUCGCAUCACGCGGCAGCCAAGCCUCCAAGACACCAUGGCUGACACCGCGAACUCGACCAUCUAUGACGAUCUAGUGGCCAAGAUCAAAGCCGCUGUCGCCCAGAAGCUCGCCGAAAACGAGUCGGCUCCUGAGGCUCCUCGCUCUGUCAUUGUACAGCGCAAAUUCAUCAAGAUCAAGAUGAACCGUCACAACCUCGAUACCAUGCCCAACGAGGUCCUCGGCAUGAUCACUACGCUCUGCCAUGAUCACGCGGGCGGAGGCCGCGAGAACCUUCGCAACCUCUGCCUCGUGAGCAAGCGCAUCCACGACAUUGCGCGUCGCGAGUUGUACUUUAUCACUCCAAUCCAGACUCCCCAGCAGCUUGCCUGCAUUGUCAGAACCCUCAUCGAGCAGCCUUCUACCCGAAAGCUCAUCCAUGACGUGCUCAUCAACAUCGACACGAACAACUUCACCGGCAAGAAUCCGGCGGCUUCCUUUUACCGCCAGUUCUCGUUCACUCAGCUUGAUGACUCCAAGCUUUCGGCGCGUGAUCGCCAGCUUCUUGUCCUCUGCAAGGCUACCUGCGGCACCAAGGCCCCCGAUAACCUCCAGUGUAUUCUGGGUCUCUUCAUGUUCCUUUUGGAGAAUACUCACCACGUCACGAUCCGCGCCGACAACUACCUCUCCAUUGCCGACCGCUUUCUGACUGCUGGUCUCUGCAUUCUUGCGCCUAAUUCGUCCAACAACCUCGACUACUCGCCUCUGUUCCCUUCCCUGGCGAGCUUGGACUUGAUCAGCAAGACCUGGCUCCAGAGAUCCAGCCAGACCUUCUUCGGCAAGGUCUUUCAGCCCACCUUGGCCCUUGCGGCUUCUUCGCCUCUGCUCGUCGAUUUCGGUUUCAAGGGACCCGAGGGCGAGCUGGCCAGCGUUCUCAUGCACUGUGGUUCUGACGUCAAGUUCCCCUUCAAGAAGCUCUUGUUGCGUGGUAGCGACUGGACCGCCUCGAGCCUCUGCGUUCUACUCCGCCGUUGCCCCAAGGUUGAGCAUCUCGAGGUCGAGACGAUCCCAGACAAAGACAACUACUUGAUUGGACAGAACAUCAACAGAGUCUUGCCCAAGUAUUGCCCCGAGCUUCGAGUCCUGUCAAUCCGCUUCUUCGGAAACAAGGAAGACUUCUUCGGUCCCCGUCUUACCCUGACCUGCCUUCCCAAGAUGGACAAUCUUAGAGAGCUUCGCAUUGAGAUCGAUGCUUUCGUUCGCGAGGCCCAGGACCUCGGCGACCUCGACCUUGCCGAGAAGCUUCCUGACAGACUGGAGAAGCUCUUCCUGGAUGCUUCGUCCGUGAAGUUCCCGGGUAAAGUCACGUCCAAGACCCCCGCGGUUCUUGCGCACAAGGAGCACGUGAAGAGAAUCAUCGAAGAUCUCUGCGAGACUCGCGCGGAGGAGAUUCCUCUUCCUCGCCUCGAUACCAUCGCCAUCGGCUGCAAGUACAGCAAGCCGAAGCAGUGGAGCAGAGUCGCCAACGACACCAUGGCCGACACCGACGCCAAGCUCCGGGUCUACACCGCCGCCGACGCCAAAACCUUACAUGGCAGCUAUGGUUUGGCAGGGGGUAUCAUGACGACACUCUGUGCAAAGGAAGCUGGCAUCAAUAAGGGUGGAGGUCCAAAAGGAGAACACAGAUGGCUAUGGUGA